GAAAAUUUUCCUUGAGAUACCCAUGAGACCUGAACCGCCAGUUACUUGAUUAAAAUAUAAGUUCUAUACUCUCUGCUUUGGAAUCACCGUGAGAAUGAGAAGUAUAGAAUUACCUUGAUAUUUAUACUGCUAGAAUUACAAAGAAAAGUCUACUUUCCCGUUCACCAGAUCCAGACAAUCACCCACACUUGUCGAGAUGGCUUUGAGAUUCUCUCUCAGGCUCCUUGUACUUCUGUAUUCCAUCUUCAGUUUGGCCCUGCAUGCAAGCACAGCCGUAGCUCACAAUGAUCCAAUAAUCCAGACUAUGGAGCAGUUCUCUGGGUAUCCACCGAUUCAAGACCCGCCUGUUGCAAACUCAGAAGAAACUCAACAAAACCAGAUCAGAAUUGUUCAAGUCAGUAAUCUUUCCUUAUGGGCCUCAACAAGAUCCAUCACAUUGUUCUUUUCCUCUUGUGGUGAAGUUGAGUCUGUGGAGAUGCAAAGCAGUCUGUCUGAGCAGUCUCAGAUAGCUUUCGUGACCUUUAAACACUCACUUGGAGCAGACUGUGCCAUUAUGCUUUCGGGCACAAAGCUACUUGACCUGACUGUAAUUAUCACUCUGGCUCCCAGUCGGGAGAUUCAGAACACUGCUUCAUUUCCACAUCUGGCCACAGAAGACAGAGCUGCAACAUAUGGAGCUGACUCUUAUCUCACCAAAACCAAAAAUGUAUUUAGUAGCAUGGUUGAAAAGGGUUAUGUUCUAGGUAAAGCAGUAGCUGUUGGAACUUCUGACAAAGUUCAACAAGUGGAUCAAAACCUUCAAGUCUCCCAGAAAGUUAAAUCAGCAGUUGCCAAAUCUGCUGUAUUUGGUAGCGAGUAUGUAUCCAUAGGGGCUUCAUGGGUGACGGUCACAUUUGAUUCAAUUGCCAAGGCUGCUGCAGAGGUUAGCCAACAUGCUAAGGAGAAGGUGGCAAUUGCGGAAGAGGAACAGAGAAGAAAAAGGACUGCUGAAGAGGAUCAGGGAAGGAAAACUAUGUAGUGCUCUGUAAAACUUAUGCAUCUAACCCAUGCGUAGGCUCAUAUAGAAUCAAGCAUUUUCUAUCUAUGCUCAGGUUGAUUUCAUUGAUAGGCACUACAUUAGUUAUGUUAGCUCUAUUGUAAAAUCUCCUUUGUCACCAGUAAAAUCUCCUGCUAGCCCAUUUGUCUUGCAACUUUUUCUAACAUUAGUUAUUAAUCUUGCAACUUUUUAUAA
Messenger RNA from Daucus carota subsp. sativus, 1231 nucleotides. RefSeq names its product binding partner of ACD11 1. The transcript has 5 exons. The coding region runs from base 197 to 1018 and encodes 273 amino acids. The record is from RefSeq and is a predicted model, not a curated record. Gene Ontology annotation, molecular function: RNA binding. NCBI's taxonomy places the organism in Eukaryota, Viridiplantae, Streptophyta, Magnoliopsida, Apiales, Apiaceae.